This is a messenger RNA of Meloidogyne enterolobii, 303 nucleotides long. Lineage: Eukaryota; Metazoa; Nematoda; Chromadorea; Rhabditida; Meloidogynidae. The record is from the annotation of a GenBank genome assembly.
AUGUUUUUUUUAAAUGCUGAACGUGCUGAACGUGUAAUGGAUAUGUUAGUUUCUCCAAUGCGCUUUCUUAGAAUGGAUGAUGUUGAAUUUGUGGCACUUAAAGCUUGUAUUCUUUUUAAUCCUGUAGCUCGUGGUCUUUCAUCAAAUAGUGUUAUGAGUAUUUUACAAACAAGAAGACACAUUUUCAGAGCUCUUCAAAAUUAUGUUCGAGCAAAGUCACUUAAUGAUGAAGAUAGAAUUGGGGAUUUAACUUUUUUUGUUUUGUCUCCUUUACAGGUGAUUUUAGUAAAGAUUAAUUUAUAA